GCGAGGGCGUGGCUAUGGCAUCGGGGGUGAUGGUGACGAAGAAGAAGGGCGAUGGACGAGGCCUUUCCACAACGGGGCCACCGCAAUAACAGCUCCAUGGUCACCAACAAUCUCAGGGUUUGUCACAAGUUGAACUAGUUGCACGCACACGAAGCCUUUUUUUGCUCUUUACAAGCGCGUCCCUCGGCAAAGCCGCACGAGUGCGCAGAGCUGCACGAUGGGGCGGAAGGACCGUCAACUGUGUUGCCAGAUGAAGCUCAUGGUCGCCGUGGGUGUGCUCAUUAUUUUUCUUCCUUCGUGGUUGUUCGCCCCAGGGGUAUCAGAGACUUACCGCGAGCUGGCGAGAUUUUUCAUGAGAAGGACGGGUUGGAAGGGAGGUCAGGCUGCUGAUGUGUUGUUUGUGAAUGCCACAAUAUGGACCGGGGAUGUGAGGCAGCCCUGGGCGCAUUCCAUGGCAGUCGCCAACGGUCGAAUUUUGAGCCUUGGCGAUUCUCCCGAGGUCCUGGCCAUUGGUCGUGACACAAAAAUUGUGGACUUGGAGGGUAAAUUUGUGACUCCUGGAUUCAUCGAUUCCCAUACCCAUUUCAUAAGUGGAGGUCUUCAGAUGGAUUAUGUUCAACUGGAGACUGUCACCAGCCGCGCCGAUUUUACGAAUAGGCUCAAGCUUGCUACGGAAAGCGUGGAGAAAGGGAAGUGGAUAAUUGGAGUCAAUUGGAAUCAUGAAAGCUGGGGUGGAGAGUUGCCUGAAGCUUCUUGGAUUGAUGCUCCAAAUCAUCCUGUCGUCGCGUGUCGAGUAGAUGGCCACAUGUGUGUGGCCAAUUCAUUUGCUUUGGCGUUAGCAGAUAUUCAUCGUGGAACAGUAAACCCCGAAGGAGGCACCAUUGUGAGAGAUCAUAAAGGAGAUCCAACAGGGGCAUUAGUCGAUACAGCCUUGACACGUGUUGUGAAAUGUAUUCCUCAACCAUCAGUUGAAGAGAGGAGGUCUGCUUAUCAGAAGGCGAGUGAAUUGGCAUUGAGUAACGGAGUAACCUCUGUGGUUGAUUUUGGAAGAAUCACUCCAGGGGGACCGCCUGAGCAACCUUGGGAUGAUUUAAACGAUGUCUAUUUAUGGGCUGAUUCGACUGGGCACAUGAAAGUGAGAGUGACUGCCUACUAUCCCCUUCAGAUCUGGUCCACCGUUGCGGCUUUUGUGAAGCAACGGGGUCACGAUGUAAGCCAAUGGUUACGGGUGGGUGGUGUGAAGGCCUUUGCUGACGGUUCUCUGGGGUCACAAACCGCUCUAUUCCACCAGGCCUAUGCAGAUGACGAGUCCAACUUCGGUUUACAAGUGGCUGAUCCCGACUGGAUACUUGAGACUGCGUUAAGCGCUGAUGAGGCUAAUCUUCAGAUUGCAGUGCAUGCUAUUGGCGACGCUGCAAAUGACCAAGUUCUUUCCAUUUUCGAGACAGUGAAAUCCAGAAACGGUCCUCGUGACCGACGCCUUAGGAUUGAGCACGCUCAGCAUCUGUCAGCUAAGGCCCCCAAACGCUUCGGAAGUGAGAACAUAAUUGCAUCGAUGCAGCCUGAUCAUCUUCGGGAUGACGCACUGAUCGCUGCGAAGAGGAUAAGGGAGGAAAGAGCAAUGCAGAGUUCCUUUCUCACGAAGUCGCUUUUGAGCAAUGGAACUGUGAUUGCGCUGGGUUCAGACUGGACGGUUGCCCCGCUGGAGCCACUAUUAGGACUUCAAGCUGCGACCACACGAAUUCCACGCGGCGAGAGCAGACCCUGGAAUUCGGAGGAAUUGAUUUCCAUAGAGGCUGCACUUAAAGGGUAUACAUGGGGCAGCGCAUACGCAUGUUUUCGUGAUGCCCAAGUGGGUACUUUGUCACCCACUAAAUUUGCAGACUUUGUGGUGCUCUCAGACAACCUUUUGACGCACCAUUUUUCCACAACUCCAUCAGUGCUGGCCACCUAUGUUGCCGGAGAGCGUGUAUAUUCUGUGAGUUGAAUCGCCAGAAGGUUGCAGUUCCUGCUUGUGCAAUACACAUCGGACUCCUAGCUGUGUCUUUCUCCCAGAUGAGUUAUGUAAAGAUGAGUUACACAUAUCUCAUCUUUUGGCUCAUGUGCAUGCAAUUCCAGAAAGUUUUGCUCAA
Molecule: messenger RNA, 2132 nt
Organism: Physcomitrium patens
Lineage: Eukaryota; Viridiplantae; Streptophyta; Bryopsida; Funariales; Funariaceae
Source: RefSeq, a predicted model, not a curated record